AUGCCCUUGCUUGACCCUCGUGAGGGGCAGCAUAUCAAGUGGACAGAAAGAGAGAAGCAGCGAAUGAAAGAGAUCACCGAGGUGAUGAAGAAGGAGCUUGAAUCCUUUGCUGAGAGGACGCAACGAGGUCUUGGCGAGCGAACGGUGGACGAAGAGUUGCCAACAACAUCUUCCAAGGCAAAGAAACUACUUGUUUCCUCCUUAACCCAUACUUACCCUAGGGCCGAAGCUGGAUCACGCCAAAUCUCCACAUUGGGCUACUUGAGUAUUCCUGGCUGGUACACAGAUUCGGAGGGCCAAGCCGUUACCCCGGAUCGAGAGAGGCAGGUGAUCAUCAAUAGUAACAUCUGCCACCAGAUCCUCGAGGAAUUCCAUGCUCUGCGGCUAUCAUUGAUGACAGGUCAAAACCCAUCGAGCGAUGGAGCUGAAGAGCCACCACCACCUGCGGAUUCUCCUGCACGACUACAACGAAUGGUGAUCGACCUUAUCGAAUCCUCAAAGCCGAAUCCGAAGACGAUGAUUCUAGUAAUUCCGGUCCGAAGGCGGAUUUCCGAGGGAUUCCCUCACUUCUAA
Molecule: messenger RNA, 573 nt
Organism: Penicillium canescens
Lineage: Eukaryota; Fungi; Ascomycota; Eurotiomycetes; Eurotiales; Aspergillaceae
Exons: 2
Coding region: 1-573 (190 amino acids)
Source: RefSeq, a predicted model, not a curated record